This is a messenger RNA of Plutella xylostella (diamondback moth), 796 nucleotides long. Its product is annotated as EKC/KEOPS complex subunit Tprkb. The record is from RefSeq and is a predicted model, not a curated record. Gene Ontology annotation, cellular component: cytosol; EKC/KEOPS complex; nucleus. Gene Ontology annotation, biological process: tRNA threonylcarbamoyladenosine modification. Lineage: Eukaryota; Metazoa; Arthropoda; Insecta; Lepidoptera; Plutellidae.
CCAGCAAAAACUUCGGAUAGAUCGGAUAAAAACAGGCGCCUUGACAUGAAUUUGAAACGCACCCAAUUUGACAUGUCCACAGAAAGCCUACAACUGUCAUUAAUGUGUCAAAAACACAUGUUUGUUAUUGUUACCUAGUUAUUUUAGUAUUUUCAAUAUUUACGUUAUUACCUAUGUUUAACUCUCCUUAAAAAUAUAUUUUACAAUGGCAAUAGAACCGUACAUCUGUCCGCUGGAUCCCGAGACAGGUUCUCAUCUCAAGCUGUACUUAUUCAAAGAUGUUGAGAACGUGGAAGAGAUCAGGAGCAACAUAGUGUCGGGUGCGUGGGACUGCGCGGCGAUCAACCCGCGGCUGGUGUUGGCGCCGCUGCAGGUGGCGACGGCGGCGGGGCGGGCGGCGCUGGCGGCGCGGCGCGGGGCGCUCGUGACCCGCUCGCCCGCCGCCGAGCUGCUGUUCAACCUGUCCCUCAGCAAGAACAUCAGCCAGAGCCUCAGCAAGUUCGGUCUCGGCACGAGCGGGGAACUGCUCGUGGGAUUCAUCGUCCACUCAGAGGACCGCAGCGAGGCAAUACUUCCACAGAUCAAAGGUGAAAUGGUGCCCAUAGAACAACUGAGGACAUUUACAGACAUGAAGGAGUUGAAAACUGUGUAUAAACUGAAAAGUUUGGGUGAAAAAUCUGAUGAGGAUUUGUUAGAUGUUAUUAUAAGUAGAAUGGUUACUAAGAAUUUUAUCUCACAUUGAUUUUUCUGAUAAAAGCUUUGAAUUUAAAAUAAAUGUCAUUUUAUUGAACCCUGA